CCCAAAAUGGAGUUAAUCCUGACUGGGAGAAGAAAGUAAUUGAAUAUUUUAAGGAAAAGCUGAAAGAAAAUAAUGCUCCUAAAUGGGUACCAUCAUUGAAUGAGGUUCCUCUUCAUUAUUUGAAACCUAACAGUUUUGUGAAGUUUCGCUGCAUGAUUCAGGACAUGUUUGACCCUGAGUUUUACAUGGGAGUUUAUGAAACGGUGAACCGAAACACAAAAGCACGUGUCCUUCAUUUUGGAAAAUAUAGAGAUAUAGCAGAAUGUGGGCCUCAACAAGAAGUUGAUUUAAACUCUCCACGAACUACCACUUUGGAAAGACAGAAUUUCUAUUGUGUUCCAGUGCCUGGGGAAUCUGUGUGGGUAAAAGAAGCCUAUAUUAAUGCAAACCAAGCUCGAGUCAGUCCUUCAACAUCUUACACUCCCAGUCGUCACAAGAGGAGUUAUGAAGAUGAUGAAGACAUGGACCUACAGCCUAAUAAACAGAAAGAGCAGCAUGCGAGUGCCAAACAAACAGGGAGUGUUGGCGGUCUUCAGGGGUGUGGCGAGCCAAAACGUCUAGAAACUGAAGCUUCUACUAGACCACAGCUGAGCUCCUUGAACCUCUCUUCUCCUUUUGACCUGAACUUCCCACUGCCAGGAGAGAAGGGCCCUGCGUGCCUUGUGAAGGUCUAUGAAGAUGGGGAUUGUUUCAAAGUAAAUGAUGUUCUUGAGUUGUAUGGCAUCCUCUCUGUGGAUCCUGUGCUAAGUAUACUGAACAAUGAUGAAAGGGACGCCGCGUCACUCCUGGAUCCGAUGGAAUGCACAGACACAGCCGAAGAACAGAGAGUGCACAGUCCUCCUGCUUCACUAGUGCCAAGAAUUCAUGUGGUUUUAGCCCAGAAGUUGCAACACAUCAACCCACUGUUGCCGGCCUCCCUUAACAAAGAGGAGAGCAAAACCUGUAAGUUUGUUUCAAGCUUCAUGUCCGAAUUGUCUCCAGUCAGAGCAGAAUUGCUUGGGUUUCUCACACAUGCCCUUUUGGGAGAUAGUUUGGCUGCUGAAUACCUUAUACUACAUCUCAUCUCUACGGUAUAUACAAGAAGAGACGUUCUUCCACUAGGAAAAUUUACGGUUAACUUGAGUGGUUGCCCACGGAAUAGUACCUUCACAGAACACUUGUAUCGAAUUAUUCAACAUCUUGUUCCAGCAUCUUUUCGUCUGCAGAUGACUAUAGAGAACAUGAACCAUUUGAAAUUCAUUCCCCACAAAGACUAUACAGCCAAUCGCUUGGUCAGUGGGCUCCUCCAGCUACCCAGCAACACUUCCCUUGUAAUCGAUGAAACUCUCCUGGAGCAAGGCCAGCUUGACACCCCAGGUGUUCAUAAUGUGACGGCCCUGAGCAACCUAAUAACUUGGCAGAAGGUGGAUUAUGAUUUCAGUUACCACCAAAUGGAAUUCCCCUGCAAUAUUAAUGUUUUGAUUACUUCGGAGGGGAGAUCACUCCUACCUGCAGAUUGCCAGAUCCACCUACAGCCACAGCUAAUUCCCCCAAACAUGGAGGAGUACAUGAACAGCCUUCUCUCAGCCGUGCUGCCUUCUGUGCUAAACAAGUUUCGCAUUUACCUGACCCUUUUGAGGUUCCUGGAUUAUAGCAUAUCUGAUGAAAUAACCAAGAUUACAUCUGUAUACACUCUAUGCCCAUCGACGUUCAUAAUUAUUGGUCUAUACAGUUGUCUUUUAAUCAGAGGGAAAAGUUACAAAAGAAAAGCAGUUGAAGAUGACUUUGUGGAAAUGCGCAAGAAUGACCCUCAGAGCAUCACUGCUGACGAUCUCCACCAGCUGCUCAUUGUCGCUCGGUUUCUGUCUCUCAGUGCUGGUCAGACAACACUGUCAAGAGAACGAUGGCUAAGAGCAAAGCAGCUUGAGUCUUUGAGAAGAACUAGGCUUCAACAGCAGAAGUGUGUGAAUGGAAAUGAACUUUAAACAUCUGAUACCUAUCGAAGAGUAAUGGGCAAAUUACAGCCACAUUCUUGUAAAAUGCAAGUAUCAUUUAUACCAUUGUUUUGUAGAUACUUUGUAUUAAAAACCAAGGACUUUUCCUGAAAUCAAGCCUGGUAACAUCUGAAGUUUAUAUAAUAUUCAGUAAGGACUUUUACCUUACUGAUUUUAUGGAGCUUUUCGAGUUUGUUUUAUAAUUAUAUAAAUUAGUAAUGUACAAAACUGUAUUUGAUAUUAAAAGUUUAAUAUUGAUAACAUUGCUGCUUAUACCAUUUCCUUAGCUGAAGCUAAGUUAUAGGCCAGACUUUGUUCAUAUGAAAAUAGUUGCAAUUCCAUUCAGGAAUUGUUCACUUAAGAUUUUUUACGUCUUUCCAAUUAACAGUGGAUCUGAAUGUGUUUUGUGAUCACGUUUGGGAAAUGAUACUAUAGAAUUUCACAUGAUUUCCCAAACGUUUGACCACAGAAGCUUUUUUUCUAUUUAACAGUUGUUAAUCUGCAACACUAGUCUUUAACGUGGCAGUGGUUCCCAUACUUUGAGUUCAUGGACCAGUAAUAUUUCCCCAAAUUUUGGGAUGGACAAGGAUGCCAAGUUAUCUGAAAGAAAUCACUGUAUUAUUACUUUUUUUUUUCAUGAGGACAAUCUUAAAACAAGAUAGUCCUUUAAGUGGAAUAAAUGUAGCUUUUUAAAAAAAUACUCCAUUGUCCUUAUUUUUCUCAUUUCACCCCAGUACAUUUGGGAACCACUGUUUUAUGGCACUCACUUAAGGAAAUUCUACCCUACUAACUUGUUUUUCCUAAAUAUGAGGAGAGUAAAAUAGUUAAUUUUUAAUUUUAAGAAAUGUCUUCUUUAGGAAAAAGGUUUUUAUCUUUUCCUAAUGUCAUUUACUUGCUUUGAUGAUUGUAUUAGAUUUUGAACUUUAUUAGAUUAACUAACAUUAUCUGCUCGUCCAGAACACCAUGAUAAAACGAAGUAGGCUUUCCCCAGACCAGUUACAGUUCUCACAUACAGCAAGUUUUCAAAUGAACAAAAACAUCAUUGUUCAUAGUAUAAUUGUGGCUCCCAGAAUAUUUGGAGAGGUUAGAACAUCACUUAAGCUGUGGUUAUACAUAAUUAUUUUUAGUCAGUGACUUACCUAGUUGGAAACAUUAAUGGUUUAAAUGAUUCCUUAAAUUCCACCCCCAGGUCUAAAUUGACAUUGUUAACCAAGGAAACAGGGUGAGCCUUGAAAAUCAAGGAAUUUAUUAUGCCUAGCAAAUGGGAUUAUUAGUUUAACUUUUCCUAAACUCAAAUCUAUUUUUUAUAAACUAAUAUAAUCAGUUUAUAUUUAGUAUUCUAACUGGUUUUCAUUUUUAUAACUGGUAGACUAGACCAUCCUUGAACUUUUAGGAAAUGAAACCUCACCUGGAUUUGUGGGAAUAAAAUUCAAGAGAUUA
Molecule: messenger RNA, 3413 nt
Organism: Myotis brandtii (Brandt's bat)
Lineage: Eukaryota; Metazoa; Chordata; Mammalia; Chiroptera; Vespertilionidae
Gene: MCMBP
Product: minichromosome maintenance complex binding protein
Exons: 16
Coding region: 153-1964 (603 amino acids)
Biological process (GO): DNA-templated DNA replication
Molecular function (GO): chromatin binding
Source: RefSeq, a predicted model, not a curated record